UAUUCCUCAAUGGCUCAUCUGACAAAGAGGCACAUGUGAGACACACAGAGUGUCUGCAUAUUGGUAGAUUUUUUCCCGAUCUGAUCUUGUCAGUAUGCUGGGGCUGCUGCUAAUUGCCUGCAUGCUGCUGCAGGCUGCAGACUCCAGAUGCCCAGAUGACCCAAUUUAUCUUGUGACAGUGGCCUCCCAGACAACAGGGGGCAGUACAGAGACAGUCUGUGCCCACAUUCUUCUUCAGAAGGGACCGCGCUCUUUUACACUUACCCUGGAAAUAGGUCCCAGUAAUAUCACUCUCUUGGAGGAAUUAGUUAUGACAGAGUUCCAUCGCUGUGUACAGUUCCAGGUUCCUUCUGUUGUCACUAAUACCGUGGCAACCAUUGAUGCCUCCCUCAAGGGGGGAAAAUCAUCUUUGAGCAAGAAGACCAAAAUCUGGAUCAAACCAAUCUCCUCUUUCACUUUCAUACAGACAGAUAAGCCCAUCUACAAACCAGGACAGACCAUCAAGUUCCGUAUUGUGUCCCUGGAUUCUAGCUUCUUGCCUCAUGAGGAAGUGUUCCAGGCUAUUGAGUUGCAGGACCCUAAGUCAAAUCGUAUUGCCCAGUGGUUGAACCAAUCAAUCACCACUGGAAUUCUGGACCUGUCCCACCCCACAACGCCUGAGGCCAAGCAUGGCAACUACACCAUCUCAGCCAGGACAAAGAGGGACGCUGUCACCACCCAGACCUUUGAGAUCUUAGAAUAUGUCCUGCCAAAGUUUGAGGUUGUCUUCCUCUUCCCUGAUGUCAUAUUUGUUCAAGACAAAACUGCAACAGUAAAGAUUUGUGGGAAGUACACCUAUGGGAAGCCUGUCCUGGGUUCUGUUGAGGCCAAAGCGUGCAUCGACUCUCACUUCAGCUGGGAUUUGGAUGUUUUUCAUUUUCAUCUUUGCUCGGAACCGUCUACUACGAGGACUGACAAGACCGGAUGUGCAACAAUCUUCAUCAAUACAACGGCCCUCUUUUUCCUCUCCUCACCUACUCAACAAAGCCUUACUGUGGAUGGCAAGAUAGAGGAAGAUGGAACAGGUAUUGUUUUGACAGGCUCUGGCAGUAAAAACAUAAUCAAAGGAGAAAAAAUUCAUAUUGAGUUUCGAGACACUCCGUCAUAUUUCAAGCCAGGAAUAAACUAUGAGGGAAAGAUCAUUGUGAAAGGUUCCGCUUCCUCGAUUGCCAACAAGCCCAUCUUCCUCCAUGGACCCAAGGAGGCUAAAUGGACAUUGACCACUGACAGUGAGGGUGUGGCCCACUUCUCACUGGACACAAGUUCUUGGUUGGCAGAGACUGCCUACCUAAUUGCGAGUUGUAAUGAAGAGUCAACAGAAAUACACAGCACGUGCUCAGCAAACCAUGAGGCCUCAAUAUUUUAUUCAAAGAGCAAGAGCUUCCUGGGUAUCAAGCAUGCAAACGAAUCACUUCCUUGUGAUCAGGACAACCAAGUCCUGGUGCGUUACAUCAUCCAAGGGGAGGAGCUUAAGGAGAAGAAGACUCUUGACUUUUCCUACUUGGUUUUGUCCAAAGGGAGCAUUGUGCAGCACGGGCGUUCUGAAGUGAUGCUGAAUGAAGGAGAAGUUAAGAGAGGGGAGUUUUCUUUCUCCCUGAAGCAGACAGGAGAUCUGGCCCCUUAUGCCCAGGUGGUGGUGUACACAGUGCUGCCUGAUGGAGAGGUUGUGGCAGACAGCUUCGACUUUCCCAUCCAGUUGUGCUUCAAGAACAAGGUGUCUCUCCAGUUCUCCUCCACCCAGGAGCUCCCUGGAGGGAAGGUGUUUUUGGAGCUGCAGGCCCAGCCGGGGUCACUGUGCUCCUUGAGGGCCAUCGACCAGAGUGUCCUUCUCAUGAGACCAGACAAGGAGCUGAGUGCACAGGAGAUCUUUGGGAAAUUGCCUGUCAAGAAGUUGCUUGGCUAUCCACAUAUUCUCCAGGACAGGGAUCCCCCUCCCUGCCUUUCCCUUACACCAGGACGCCCGUAUAUUUCCCUCCACCAACCAGACACCUACGGCAUCUUUGAGGCAGUUGGUGUUAAAGCCCUGACCAACUCAGGCAUGAAAACACCUGUUCCCUGCUUUUACAUGGAGAGGAUACCUAUGGGUGAAAAAGUAUUUGUGGACACACCGCAACACUUCAUACGAGUCCUUUCUGAUUCUCAAGACCCUUCAGUCGUCAAACCCAUGGCAACCAUUCGCACGUUCUUUCCUGAGACCUGGAUUUGGGACCUGGUACCAGUGGGAGAUUCAGGCAGAGUAAAAGUGGAGCAGACCAUCCCGGACACUAUUACCAAAUGGGCAGCAAGUGGAUUCUGCAGCUCUCCCGCAGGAUUCGGGCUGGCCACCAACACAAUCCUCACGGCCUUCCAGCCCUUCUUUGUGAGCCUGACGCUGCCAUACUCUGUCAUCCGUGAAGAGAUGUUCCCACUGAAGGCCACAGUCUUCAACUACCUCUCCAAGUGCAUCAUGGUGCAUGUCAGCCUGAGAGAGUCGGCACAGUUCACAAGCCAGCCGUGCGAUGGCUGCCAGUAUAAGCGAUGUCUCUGUGGUGAGGAGAGUGAGACCUUCACCUGGAUCAUCACCGCCACCACUUUGGGUCGGGUGAACAUUACAGUAAGUGCAGAGGCCCUGAACACUGAGGAGCUCUGUGGCAAUGAGGUGGUCACCGUGCCAGAGAGGGGACGAAUCGACACUGUUGUCCGUACACUGCUUGUGGAGCCUGAGGGCACUGAACAGACCAUCAGUCACAAUGCACUGCUGUGUCCUCAAGAGGGAGCUGUGGAGAAGGCUGUUUCUCUGGAGCUGCCAGAAGUUUUUGUGGAGGGUUCUGCCAAAGCCUUUCUUUCCGUCCUGGGCGAUCUGAUGGGCCGUGCCAUGAAGAAUCUGGACAGCCUGUUGGCUAUGCCAUAUGGCUGUGGAGAACAGAACAUGCUGCUUUUUGCCCCCAACAUCUAUAUCCUCAGGUACCUGGAGACCACAGAACAGCUGACAUCGAAGAUCAAGAACAAGGCCAUUACCUUCCUGGAGAGUGGAUAUCAGCGGGAGCUGAACUACAAGCAUAAUGAUGGCUCCUACAGUGCCUUUGGAGAGAGUGACUCUUCAGGGAACACCUGGCUCACUGCAUUUGUGAUGAAGUCUUUUGGAGGCGCAACGCGAUACAUCUUCAUUGACCCAGAAUACAUUACCAGUGCCAAGCUAUGGCUCAGCCAGCAGCAACAAGAAGAUGGCUGCAUAAUGUCUGUGGGGAAGCUCUUUCACAAUGGAAUGAAGGGUGGAGUAAGUGAUGAGGUGAUGUUGACGGCCUAUGUUACCGCAGCACUCCUUGAGCUGGGCACUAACAGCACUGAUCCCAUGGUGCACAGGAGCCUGUCAUGUCUGAGACUGGCCUCAGAUCAGAUCAACAGCACUUAUGCCACUGCCCUGCUCUCCUACACCUUCACCCUGGCCGGGGACAUUGAAAUGAGGACUCGUCUCAUUGGCCGUUUGGGCGAAGUGGCCAUUAUCACAGAACAAGGUCGUCACUGGGAGCGUGCUGGGGCUUCUGGAAAAGGCUCUCUAGCAGUGGAGAUGACCUCCUACGUGCUCCUAGCACUCCUCUCUGGGCCUCCCGUUGCUGACUUUGACUUGAGCUACUCCAGCUCUGUUGUUCGCUGGCUGGCAGACCAGCAGAACCCCUACGGCGGGUUCUCCUCCACACAGGAUACAGUGGUGGCCCUGCAGGCUCUGACGCUGUAUGCUGCUGCCACCUACAGUAAGGGAGGUGCCAGCACAGUGAUGGUGACCUCUACAGGUGGAUAUAAAAGGCAGUUCCGUGUGGAUGAGCACAAUAGACUGCUCUACCAGCAGGAGCAGCUGCAUGAGGUGCCUGGAGUCUACAGUAUUAAGGCUGAUGGCAAGGCUUGUGCAUUUGCUCAGAUCUCACUGCAGUACAAUAUCCCCCCUCCUCCAGACUUCUCCUCCUUCACCAUCAACGCCAGCGCAUCAGGGGUCUGCAACAGUGCAAAGAAAACAUCUCUUACAGUUGAUAUACUUGUCAGGUACAAUGGUGGGCGGGAGGAAACUAACAUGGUGAUCAUCAGCAUCCGUCUUCUGUCAGGAUUCCUCCUGGAUAAAAGCUCACUCACACAGCUGGAAGCUAGUCCCACUGUGAAGCGUGUUGAAGAGGAAGAAGGUCAUGUGAUCAUCUAUCUAGAUGAGCUGGAGAAGAUGGCACCCAUGAUGUACUCACUGACCAUAAACGAGGAUGUACCAGUGAGGAACCUGAAGCCUGCAGUGGUGAAGGUUUAUGACUACUAUGAUAAAAGUGAUGAAGCUGUGAGUGAGUACAGCUCCCCCUGUGCACAGGGUGAUGACUUAAACCAACUGUGAAAGGGGGACCAGCCACAUCUUUUUUGUCAGUACACUGGACAAUCUUCAGAUACAUUCUGUAUUUAAUACUCAUUGUUUUAAUUAGGUGAUAUGUAGUAUUGAAUUUUGAAUUAAAGUUUGAGGAAUGAUG
Molecule: messenger RNA, 4517 nt
Organism: Conger conger (European conger)
Lineage: Eukaryota; Metazoa; Chordata; Actinopteri; Anguilliformes; Congridae
Product: alpha-2-macroglobulin-like
Exons: 36
Coding region: 95-4387 (1430 amino acids)
Cellular component (GO): extracellular region
Molecular function (GO): endopeptidase inhibitor activity
Source: RefSeq, a predicted model, not a curated record